AUGCGAAUUAUCAUUUACUGUAUUAGCUUUUGUGUAACUUAUAGUUUAGCUGAAUAUAAUUAUUUAAAUGUUGUUACUCAACAUUACCUCCGGAGUCCUACCAUACAUGCCUAUCCUUAUACAGCUCCCCAACGAGUUUUAGAUAGUCUCAAUGGAACUCGCUCCAUGUUGAAAACACCUUUCGGACAGUACAGUGAUUCUUCUCCUGGAAUGGACUCCAUACAAGGCGGCUUCACCGCUGGAGCCAGGAACAGCUUACAGGUUGUACAUCCUCCGGCACCGAAUGAACAAGAUUGGGUUUUAACUGCUGGAAAUGAAAGCUUGGUUGAUAAUGUAUUGGCUAUAUCACUAAACUACGGUGGUCGUUUAAUUUCCAUGGGGUAUUACUUGGCAAAUGGAGGUGUUAAUUAUUAUGCGAUUAUGCAUAAGUACACAGGCCCAGUUUUUAUCAAACCAGGACCAAUGUCAUACGAUGAUCUUGUUAAAUCAGUGCGAGAAAAUGAAAUGAGAGAUCUUGCUCUAACCCAAGUUUGCGGGCAAGAGGAAACUCCUGGAACUGUUACUUAUACUACGUACUGGGAAAAAGUUCCGGGAACUGAAACACAGAUCUGGUUCCCUGGAUCUCCUCAUUCGGAAACGCAGCGCCAGUACUUCGAAAAGAAUGGAUUCCGAUUAACUUAUCUUUGUGGAUGGUCGGAAGCAGGAAAGGGAAAAUACAUUGGAAUUUGGCAAAAGCCCUCCAUGAGUUCGAAAACUCAAUAUGAAGCUCAUUAUGGGCUCACCUUCGAAGCUUGUAUGCAGAAAGACAAAUUGUUAACCCAACGGGGUUAUGUAGCCAUCUCUUUCCGCGUUUUCAGCAAUCGCCGACAGGUCUUAUGCACCGGUAUUUGGGAGAACAGACCAGGUCACAGGAGUAACAUAGCUCGUGGAACUGAUCUGCAAGCAAUGUACAGAAGUUAUCAACGCGAACCGCGGAUGAUUCCAAGACAGAUAUCGCACUACUUAGAUUCUUUCGGUCAGCUCCAGUAUGUUGUAUUGUGGAGUGAUGUAAACAGUAAUCGGUACCCAAACCCGCCUCCGAUUUGGGAGGAAAAGCAAAUUCCUGUUCGAUAUUUGAAAGGCUCUCCAGAAUUACUGAAAGAAAAUCAGAUGGAUUUCUUAGUUCGCCGAGUGGAACAUUUCAUGAAAGACUUGAACAUUCCGGGUCUUUCAAUAGCCAUCUCAAAACAAGAAAAACUGAAGUUUGCUGCUGGGUUCGGAUAUGCCGAUGUUAGAGAGGAAGAAGUUGUUACACCAAACCAUCAGUUCAGAGUUGGAUCAGUAUCAAAGCCAGUGACAGCUUCCAGUGUGAUGCUUCUUAUAGAUCAAGGCAUGUUCAACUUAGAUGAUAAAGUUUGGGGCAAAGCAGGCAUUCUCGGGAGUGAAUUCCCCACAAUUAGAUCUUACAAGAGAUAUGUAACUGAUGUCACAGUGAGAAACUUACUAGAACAUUCCUCAGGUGGUUGGGAUAACUUAGCUUCUGACGCUGCAUGGAUACAACCCCAGAUGACAACGAAGGAACUGAUGAAAUAUGUUCUGGAGAAUGUUCCUCUGGAAUAUAAACCUGGUACUAUGUGGAUUUAUUCAAACUUCGGUUAUCAAUGUCUUGGUUUCAUCGUCGAACACUUCUCCAAGCUGAGCUAUGAAAAUUUCGUCAAGAAAAAUAUCUUCAAUCCAGCUGGUGUUUUCGAUAUUCAGGUUGCUCGACCAACAAUAAGUGACCGAGCCCCGAGAGAAGUAUUGUAUUACAUGAGUGGAAACGGGAUAGGUUUUAAUCCUUACGAGAUGUUACCUCCAGACCGUAUCGGACCUUGGGGAGGUUGGAUCGCAAGUCCUAUUCAACUACUCAUGUUUAUGACAAGAGUUGAUGGUUUUCCAAUGAGACCGGACAUUCUGAGUGAGGAAUCAAUCAGGGAGUGGGCUAUACCUUCCAUUGCUUCAAAUGACACUUAUGGACUUGGAUGGUCACUUAAUAUAAUGGGCUUCAAUGGUUGGCAACACGAUGGUAGGAUGCCAGGAAGUGCAGCAAUGCUUGUGAGACUAGAUAACAGUCUCUCAAUGGCAGUUACAGUGAAUAAGGAAUAUUCUGAGAGAGAUUUCUUCCAUGAGCUGGGAUAUGUGCUCCAUCAUUUAGGAAACAACUGUGAUUGGUGGAAUGAUGAUGCGGACUUGUUCCAGGGUUAG
Molecule: messenger RNA, 2223 nt
Organism: Auanema sp. JU1783
Lineage: Eukaryota; Metazoa; Nematoda; Chromadorea; Rhabditida; Rhabditidae
Source: the annotation of a GenBank genome assembly